Molecule: messenger RNA, 1626 nt
Organism: Cercocebus atys (sooty mangabey)
Lineage: Eukaryota; Metazoa; Chordata; Mammalia; Primates; Cercopithecidae
Gene: ACD
Product: adrenocortical dysplasia homolog (mouse)
Biological process (GO): telomere capping; telomere maintenance via telomerase
Cellular component (GO): chromosome, telomeric region; shelterin complex; telomerase holoenzyme complex
Molecular function (GO): telomeric repeat DNA binding
Source: RefSeq, a predicted model, not a curated record
AAACGGAGUGACGCCGCGAUGAGAGUAAACGGGCCAGCAUCCCGGACCAGCGGGAGUCUCCACGUAACCUCCCGAGCAGGACGCUCUCCUGCGCAGGCGCAGGGUGUACGUGGGCGGGGCCUCCUCCUCAGGCAAAAAAAAACCAAGGCGCUUCCUCUUCCGAGGAGAGGCGGGGCCUCGGCGCCCGCGGGAAACCCGGGCGGUUUGCCUCCGCUAGGUGCAGCCGAAAAAAAAACAGGUUCGGGAAGGCUCGUCCUACGGCCCUGGAUUCGAAAAAAAAAACUGGGGUCGGAGACACUCUCCAGUCCACGAGCCGGGCAGCUGCUCGAGGUACUACAAAAAAAAAAGGCCGCGGCCGCGGGCCCAUCCCACGCCCCUGAUGCGUAAAAAAAAAGGGCCACGCUGCUUGUGUCUGACGGGACCUACAGUGUCCGAUGCCUGGUGACGCGGGAGGCCCUGGACACCUCGGACUGGGAGGAGAAGGAGUUCGGCUUCCGCGGGACAGAGGGCCGGAAAAAAAAACUGCAGGACUGCGGGGUUCAUAUCCAGGUCGCUGAGGGCGGCGCGCCCGCAGAGUUCUAUCUCCAGGUGGACCGCUUCAGCCUGCUGCCCAAAAAAAAACCCCGGCUACGGGUGCCUGGCUUCAGCAUGGUUCCUGAGUCCUGGCCACUCUCUUCCUGUAGGGAGCACCUUUCAGAGUCCACCUCGUCCAAUGCAGGCCUAUCACUGUCCCAGCUUCUGGAUGAAAUGCGGGAGGAUCAGGAGCAUCAGGGGGCGCUGGUGUGCCUGGCUGAAAGCUGCCUGACGCUGGAGGGCCCUUGCACAGCACCCCCACUCACCAAAAAAAAAGCCUCACGAUGCAAGGCCACGAAAAAAAAAGUGUACACUGUCCCCAGCUCAAUGCUAUGCAUCUCUGAAAAAAAAAAGCUAAUUCUGAGCUCUCUAGGCCCCUGUCAGAGGACACAGGGCCCUGAGCUGCCAAAAAAAAACCCAGCUCUGCAGGACCUAUCUCUGACCCUCAUAGCCUAAAAAAAAACACCCAGUUCCUCAGGGCUCUGCCAAAAAAAAAUCCCCUCCUCCUCAGGAACCCCAGCCUUACCCGGCCACAAAAAAAAAGAGGAAAGUGGUACCAGCAUCAGCCUUUUGCCUGCCCUGUCCUUGGCUGCUCCAGACCCAGGGCAGAGGAGCAGCUCCCAGCCCCAAAAAAAAAUCUGCUCAACCCCUGCCCCCCUGAUCCCCAGGUCCCCAAAAAAAAAACAAACCCCCAGCUCCCCACUCCAGAGCCGCACUCCCAAAAAAAAAAACCGUGGCCAUGUCCCCAGUCCACACCAGGCUCUUGUGAAAAAAAAAAAGAAACCUAGCCUGGAGUUCAAGGAGUUUGUAGGGUUGCCCUGCAAGAAUCAGCGGCCUUCUCCCAGGACCGGAGCUACCAAAGGAAAAAAAAAGCCCUGCCGUGUCUGGGAACCCCCAAAGAGGCAUCGUGAUGGUUCUGCCUUCCAAUAUGAGUAUGAGCCACCCUGCACGUCCCUCUGUGCUCAGAAAAAAAAAGCCAGGCUAAAAAAAAAGCUCAUGGCCUGGGCCUUGCACUUUCUGAUGGAUCCAGAAAAAAAAACAACUCCAAUGUGA